UGCGCAUGCGCGAAAAAGGGAGCCCUUAACGGCCCUAAUAAUACGUUGCGAUGCGAUGACGACGGCUGCGCCGUAUUUAUUGGUAUUUACGUUUCGGCAAUCGUCGUGAAUAGCCACGAGAGAAAGAUCGAGAACACUGUCUUUUCAGAACCGGUGAUUAUCAUCGAUAAUACAAUGGCGAGUUUGAAGGUGCGUGUGAAUUCACCGACGGUGCGCUACUCGGAGGAUUUCAUCGAAGCAGAGUACGAGUAUCGGACAACUAGCGUGGCCGAGGGCGAUGAGAACGAUGAUAAUACAUAUACGGUGUCACCCACAUUGACGAGAUUGCUGAUCAGGACCAUGAUGAAGGUUCCCAAGCUGGGAUUGAUGUUGGUGGGCUGGGGUGGUAACAACGGCAGCACCGUAACAGCAGCUUUAAUUGCGAAUAAGUUUAAAUUGAAGUGGGAGACAAAGGAGGGUGAGAAAACCGCAAAUUGGUAUGGUUCUUUAACGCAAGCGUCCACUGUGAGAUUAGGCAGAAAAAACAAAGGAGGGGAUAUUUAUGUUCCUAUCUCUAAUAUGCUGCCCAUGGUGAAUCCCGAUGAUAUCGAGAUUGAUGGCUGGGAUAUUUCAGAUGUAAAUCUUGUUGACGCUAUGACGCGCGCUAAAGUGUUGGAUGUAAAUUUACAAGUACAAUUACAACCCUACAUGACACACAUGCGGCCCAGAAAGAGCAUAUAUUACUCUGAUUUCAUUGCAUCGAACCAGAGCAAAAGAGCAAAUAAUAUCAUUAUGGGCACUAAGGCUGAACAGCUCAACAAAAUUCGUAAUGAUAUCGUGGAAUUCAAAACUACGAAGGAUUUGGACCAAGUAAUUGUCCUGUGGACUGCUAAUACCGAGAGAUUUUCAGAAAUCAUAACGGGCGUUAAUGACACGGCCGAUAAUCUUCUGAAGGCGAUCAAGGAAGAUCAUUCGGAGAUCAGUCCCAGCACCAUGUUUGCUGUGGCGGCGGCUUUAGAAAGAUGUACUUACAUCAAUGGAUCGCCGCAAAAUACUUUCGUGCCGGGCGUUCUUGAGCUAGUCGAAAGGCAGAAAACAUUUAUUGGUGGUGACGAUUUCAAAUCUGGCCAGACAAAACUGAAAUCCGUGCUCGUAGAUUUCCUCGUAUCGGCCGGCAUUAAACCGGUAUCGAUCGUUAGUUACAACCAUUUGGGAAAUAACGAUGGAUACAAUUUAUCCGCACCGCAGCAAUUUCAUUCAAAAGAGAUCUCCAAGAGCAAUGUUAUAGACGAUGUGGUGCAAUCCAACAAGAUUCUCUACAAACCUGGAGAAAAGCCGGAUCAUUGUAUCGUUAUCAAAUACGUUCCUUAUGUUGGUGACAGUAAGAGAGCUAUGGAUGAAUACAUUUCUGAAAUCAUGCUGGGUGGCCAUAACACUAUCGUGAUUCAUAACACGUGCGAGGAUUCGCUCUUGGCGGCACCUAUCAUUCUCGAUCUCGUCAUCUUGUCCGAGCUUUGUUCUCGCAUCACUUUCAAGAGAAUGGAUUCCGAUGACGACAAAGAAUUUUCCAGUUUUCACAGCGUGCUCUCCAUUCUGUCAUAUCUCUGUAAGGCUCCUCUAGUGCCACAAGGAACGCCGGUGGUGAAUGCUCUCUUCCGACAGCGGAACGCCAUUGAAAACAUUUUACGAGCCUGCUUGUCCUUACCACCAGAGAACAAUAUGUUGCUGGAACACAAGGUCACCUUCAAGAUUUAAAGAAGACACGGCAAAAAAGGAGAUCGAAAGAAUAUAACGAACCAAGCGGAUAUAAGGAAGAAAAAUGAUAUAAGAAAAAGUUUGGUUAUUAUAAAGUUUUUUUUUAAGUUCAGUUUCCUUUAGUCACAUUCAAUAGUACUAUUUCAAAAUUAAUUUCAAAGUUAUACAAUUUUGGAAUCUUGGAAUGGCAAGGACUUUGUUUAUUAUAGAAAAAAAGAAUAGUCGAUAGUAUUUUUAUAGUUAAAUUUCUUUUGGUCACAUCCAGUAGUACUAAUUUAAAACUAAAUUUUCAAGAUUAUUAUUUUAGAAUGGCAAGGAAAUGACGUAAUUUUGAAGGUUGAUUUUUUUGAUAAAAAAAUUAGUUUCUAUAUAAAAAUUGUUUAAUAUAUAUGUAAUAUAUUAAAAAUAUAUUACUUGUUAACUAAGAUUAUUAAUAUUAAAACAAACUUUUUUUUUUGUUUUUUUUUUCAUCUUUGAGCAAUUUCAUACACACUAUAUCAGGCAAUAACAUUAUUAGUUGAUUACUAUAUCAUAAUCAUUGUAGAAUAAUUAUUUUUUAUUCAAUGUUAUUAAUACAUAGCAGGACAAAAUAAAGAUCCCGUGUUACUUAUUUCUAAAAUCGCUAUACUUAAUAAUUUUUCUCGUGUUAUUAUUUCAUCAUUAUACCUUUGUAAAUACAUGUGUAUUUAACACAAUAUCUUCUAUUUUCCACAAAUUUUUUAUUCUACUUAUAGUUAAUAAUUAGACAGCUGUAAAUAAUAGGAUAGCAGUGCAAAAGAAAACUUGGGAAAUAAUAAUUUUAUUGUAGAAGUGAAUAAUACCGGAUCAAAAUUGUAAAAUUAUUAUUAGUGCCAAAUUGUCAACUACUAAUUAAAAUUACUACAAUAUUAUAACAUUUUUUUUUUGAAUUGAUUUAUCUACGGAUUGUUAUAUAUCAGUAUACCAAUAAUCUGAUCGAUUAUAUUCUAAAUUUGUAUAAUUUUUGUUAAAAAAAAUAUUUUUUGAAUAAAUAUAUAUUUAUAUUAAUAAAUGUAAAUUAUUUAUA
This is a messenger RNA of Formica exsecta, 2779 nucleotides long. RefSeq names its product inositol-3-phosphate synthase 1-A (gene Inos). Gene Ontology annotation, biological process: phospholipid biosynthetic process; inositol biosynthetic process. The transcript has 9 exons. The record is from RefSeq and is a predicted model, not a curated record. Gene Ontology annotation, molecular function: inositol-3-phosphate synthase activity. Gene Ontology annotation, cellular component: cytoplasm. Lineage: Eukaryota; Metazoa; Arthropoda; Insecta; Hymenoptera; Formicidae. Bases 175 to 1734 code for a protein of 519 amino acids.